Cylicocyclus nassatus is the source of this 1072-nucleotide messenger RNA. NCBI's taxonomy places the organism in Eukaryota, Metazoa, Nematoda, Chromadorea, Rhabditida, Strongylidae. The record is from the annotation of a GenBank genome assembly.
CGGAGUGUCUAGCUUCUGCUAGUUACCAUUUAGCAUUGAUCACUUACUGGAGAAUUUCUACUAACUGGAAGUUGGAGCAUUGAACCAUUGGCUCAUGCUGUCUCUACGGCAUUUAUUUCGCUUCAAGAAAUUAUCGCCGAUCACGUAUUGCAGACGUUUUUCAUUGAAUAUGCCAAUCAGCACAGAUAUCGUUGGCGGAACGAAAGAACUGAGUGAUGAAAAUCGAAUCCCUUUGAUUGGAUUGGGUACCUCAAGGAUUGUUGGCCAGUUAAGUUUUGACACAUCCGUACUAGCUGCCCUCAAGGCUGGUUACCGCUUAUUCGAUACGGCUGAACGAUACGCAACUGAGGUAGAGCUCGGAAAUGCUUUGGAGAAAAGUCUGCCACAAGUUGGGCUUAAACGCGAUGACAUAUUUAUCAUCACCAAAGUGCAAAUCAUAGAUGGAAAUGCAUCAAAGUGGACAGAAGAAAGCGUUGAAGGAUCGCUGAAAAAGUUAAAAACAGACUAUCUAGAUAUGGUUUUGGUACACUUUCCUAAAGAUUAUGCCGGAAAAGAUGAUGCUUUUGAGAUAAAUAAGAUAGGAAGAAAAGAAGUUUGGCGAAAGCUUGAAGAAUUCAAAGAUCGCGGAAUCAUCAAAUCGAUCGGCGUGUCAAGCUAUGAAGUUUAUCAUUUGGUAGAGCUUUUCGAGUAUGCAAAGUAUCGACCUGUCAUGAACCAAUUCGAAUUUCAUCCUUACUACACUAGGCCAACUUUGGUCAACUUUUGCGAAAGAAAUGGAAUUUUUGUACAAGCAUUUUCUUCGCUUAUGUGGGGAAAUAAAGAAAUCCAGCAAGAAGAGAUCGUCAAGCAGUUGUGCAAAAAAUAUGGAGUCAGCCCACAGAUAAUUCUCUACGCAUUUGGUUUGAAUUCUGGUGUUGGAAUUAUUCCAAAAUCUGCAACUCCAUCGAGAAUACAAGACAAUCUACACAAAGUGGCAGCGAUUUCUUUCUCAGAAAGCGAACUGAAAGCCAUGCAUGAUCUCGACCGAAACGCUGCAUUCUGUUCUGUCUGCUACUCAUGGAAAUGCCUCUGA